AUGCCUGCUGGCAACCGGAAGCCAGUCAAGGAUGCUGAUGGGCGCCUGCCGAGGCCAGCACCCAAGCUAAAGCCCCUAGACCGCCUAAAGCGCCUAUCGUUGGGCGGCGGGGGCCUCGAGAGCACCUAUUCUGACGUCCGGAUGGCAGAUCCCAGCAACAGUCGCUACGCCAAACAAGCCCACCCCGGCGCCAAAAAUCCCCGAACUUCUAGACAUUUCGAUCAAGAACUUGAACAUGACCGCAGCCUGACUCGGAGCCCGCCUUUGCCUGCACCAGAAAGUAAUCAACCCAAAUUUUCACCACAGCCAAAUCAGGGUCAAAUCCAGACACACAACAGAAAGCCUCGGAGUCAGCCUCAAGGACAGAUUCAGAGAUCGAGAGAAGACUUCAGGAACCCACGGCAGCCCUCGCAUGCUGCCAGUGCCAGUACCACAUCCCAGCAGCAGCCUCCCUUCACUCCCACCACGGCCGCUGCCACUCCCGCCCACAGAAUUCCAUCUCCAUCUCCAUCACCAUCAACCGGCAAACUGACCUCCAAAGCCCGUUCCACAUCUUACACCACUCCCCUCCCGCUUUUUCAAGCCGACGAGUCAAAGCUUAAGUCGGGAAAAGCGGCUCCUUUGACUGAACAAAAUCUUCGGUCCCAUCUACGCUCGUUGAAUUCCUCACCUUCAAUAAGUCAUCGUCCGAAUUUUGGUGAGGCUCCUGCCGCGCCCCCACCAUCUUUUCCAAGGCCUGUGCCUGUGUCAUUUUCUGCACCUGCGCCCCAGGCUGCGGCUUUCCCGACCACUAGUCACACUCAGACAUCUACCGUCACUUCUGGCAUGCGGAAGUCCAGGUCUCCGAAAAAACACGACAAGGACAGAGAAAAGGACAAGAAGAAAUCCAAACACGAUCCAAACACCCACCCUCUAAAUCUUCCUCCUGAUCAGCGGCGUCAAUUUGUCACGGCUCAGAUGGCACGUCAAGAGGCCGAGGCCGGUCGUUCUUCAAUGUCGAUGGACAGAGAUCUUUCCGAAGCCUCAGAACAAACUUUUGUCAAUGGCGCUUCGCCGCCUGCCACUCCAUCCAAAGAGGCUCCAGGCGCAUUCCCUGACCAUGCCAGCGAUCACAGCACAGAUGGAACCAAUGCUUCAGAUGAGCGAAGUCCGACUCCUCCACCACAUAAAGUCACUCCGGUGAAGGUCGACCCGGAAGCGUCCAAAGCCGCUGGCAACAAAUUCUUCAAGGCCAAGGACUAUGAGCGGGCGAUAGUCGAAUAUACCAAGGCCGUUGAUGCAGAACCCUCCAACCCUACAUAUCUUUCCAACAGAGCCGCAGCCUACAUUUCCGCAAACAAAUACAGUCAAGCUUUAGGCGAUUCAUUACAAGCGAGCAGAUUAGAUCCCAAGAAUGACAAAAUUCUACAUCGACUCGCACGCAUCUAUACUUCACUAGGUCGGCCACAAGAUGCACUGGAUACAUACGCCAAAAUCCCCCAUGCCUCUGCCACAGAUACUUCCGCCGCAACCAAAGCACUGACUUCGAUAAGAGUUGCUGAGGAUCAAAUCAAUGCUGAGGAAGGCAAUGGAAAUAUGGCUUUGUGGAGUAUCGACCAGGCCAAGCAAACACUAGGUGCAGGCACUCCCACUCCAAGACGAUGGCAGAUUUUGAGAGCCAAAGCAAAUUUGAAAAUUGGCUCAGCCAAUGCACUCGGCGAGGUGCAAGCAAUUUCCCAGGCUUUGAUGCGGGAGAAUCCUAUGGAUGCCGAAGCGAUAGUACUUGCAGGCCGCGCAUUUUAUCUCAAAGACGACAAGCCUCGACAGGGCAAGAGCGACUAUGAGCGUGCCGAGGACUACUUCCGACAGGCACUGAGUUUGGACCCCGACAAUGCAGAUGCACGAAAUUCUUUGCGGACCAUGAAGAAACUGGAUCGGGCCAGAACAUCCGCUAACGAUAUGUUUAAACGGGGGAAAUAUUCUGAUGCCGUGGUUGGAUAUACCGAUGCCUUGACAAUUGAUUCAGCAAACAAAGUCACCAAUGCCAAAUUAUUGGGAAAUCGAGCACUGGCAAGAAUAAAGAUCAAGGAGUACGAGGAGGCACGAUCUGAUUGUGAUUUAGCACUCAAACUGGAUCCAACCUACUCCAAAGCGAAACGCACUCGCGCAAAAGCCACUGGGGAGUCUGGUGAUUGGGAGCAGGCUGUGAAGGAUCUCAAAUCCAUGGCUGAGGAGAAUCCAGGUGACGGAGAACUCAACAAGGAAUUACGCAAUGCGGAACUGGAGCUUAAGAAGUCCAAACGCAAGGAUUACUACAAGAUUCUGGGUGUUGACAAGGACGCUGGUGACAAGGAUAUUGAGCGGGCAUACAAGCGAAAAGCUGCCGUGCUGCAUCCAGAUAAGACGAUGGGAGACAAGAAAAAGGAGGAAGAAUUCAAGGACUGUCUCGAGGCCAAAGAAACGCUGCUUGACCCUCAAAAACGGCACAUGUAUGAUUCUGGUGCCGAUCUGAUGGAACCUGGUAUGGGAGGUAUGGGUGGCGGUUUCCCUGGUGGUAUGGGAGGUAUGCACGGAUUUGGUGGUGGAGGUGGUGUCCAGAUCGACCCCGAGAUGCUUUUCAACAUGAUGAAUGGUAUGGGUGGCGGCGGCGGUGGAGGAGGCGGUGGAUUCAGAUUCGCUGGCGCUGGCGGUGGAGGUGGUGGUGGUCGAGGCGGCUUCUCACCUUUUGGCUGA
Molecule: messenger RNA, 2712 nt
Organism: Exophiala bonariae
Lineage: Eukaryota; Fungi; Ascomycota; Eurotiomycetes; Chaetothyriales; Herpotrichiellaceae
Exons: 2
Coding region: 1-2712 (903 amino acids)
Molecular function (GO): protein binding
Source: RefSeq, a predicted model, not a curated record